CGCCAAACCUGGCCUCAAGACACUUUUGUGUGCACGCAAGCGAAUCACUUCCCAGGGAUUCAUUCGGUCGUCUCACAACUGGGUUUCUAGAGAAGGUGCGAGAUUCGGCGUGUCGAGGACUAAAUUUUGGAUAUAAAGUUGGGGCCUAGUGAACGACCGAGCUGGUCAGCAGUCCCCUUCCGUCGUCGGUAUAUUUAGCGCAACCCGUGCAUCAAGUAUGUCCAACCCGGUCAAGCAGGCGGCUGAAGCAGCGCGGUCUAGGGGAAGCGAAGUGAUGGGUACGGCCAAGACAGUCAAGAGCGACAGCGUCGCCGUUGCCAAUGACUUCCUCCACACGCCAUUCAUGCGGGCGGCCCUGCCCUUCAUCAACGGCGGAAUCAGCGGCAUGGUGGCCACCACGGUGGUCCAGCCUGUCGACAUGAUCAAGGUCCGCAUCCAGCUCGCGGGCGAGGGCAAGGCAGGUGGACCGAAGCCGACGCCACUAUCCGUCACGCGCGAGAUCUUGGCCAGCGGCAAGGCGCUCGAUCUGUACACCGGCCUGUCGGCGGGUCUGCUCCGGCAAGCCGUGUACACCACGGCCCGCCUCGGGUUCUUCGAUACCUUCAUGGGCUCGCUGACGUCCCGCGCCAAGGCGAAAGGGCAGAGCGUGGGCUUCGCCGAGCGGGCCACGGCGGGUCUCGCGGCAGGCGGCCUCGCCGCUAUGAUCGGCAACCCGGCAGACCUCGCGUUGAUCCGCAUGCAGAGCGACGGGCUCAAGCCGAUUGCCGAGCGCAAGAACUACAAGUCGGUCAUUGACGCGCUCGUGUCCAUCGCCAAGAGUGAGGGCGUCGGAGCGCUGUGGGCGGGGGCGACGCCGACGGUGGUGCGCGCCAUGGCGCUGAACUUCGGCCAGCUGGCCUUCUUCAGCGAGGCGAAGGCGCAGCUGAAGGCGCGGACGACGUGGUCGACCAACGCGCAGACCCUCAGCGCCAGCGCCAUCGCCGGCUUCUUCGCCUCCUUCUUCUCGCUGCCGUUCGACUUCGUCAAGACGCGGCUGCAGAAGCAGCAGAAGGGCCCCGACGGGAAGCUGCCCUACGCCGGCACGGCAGACUGCUUCGCCAAGGUGGCGAAACAGGAGGGCCUGAUGCGAUUCUAUCGCGGUUUCGGCACGUACUAUGUGCGCAUUGCGCCGCAUGCGUAGGUGGCCCCCGGAGAACUGUGUUUUGCUGGUGGACGCCCGUUGUUUGCUGACAGAUCCUCCUCCCCUCU
Messenger RNA from Thermothielavioides terrestris NRRL 8126, 1248 nucleotides. RefSeq lists its product as uncharacterized. The record is from RefSeq and is a predicted model, not a curated record. The coding region runs from base 218 to 1180 and encodes 320 amino acids. Gene Ontology annotation, biological process: transmembrane transport. The transcript is spliced from 2 exons. Gene Ontology annotation, molecular function: oxoglutarate:malate antiporter activity. NCBI's taxonomy places the organism in Eukaryota, Fungi, Ascomycota, Sordariomycetes, Sordariales, Chaetomiaceae.